AUGGCACCCACGGCGGGCACAGCCUCUAACCCGGCGAUGCGGGCACGAGACGAUCUUGACACUACGUGGACUUAUCUCGAGAAGAAUGUCAACAACGUAAUGACCAAGUUGCAAGAGGGUCUUGACAUGAAGACAUACAUGGGCGUCUACACCGCAGUUCACAAUUUCUGUACCUCGCAGAAGGCAGCCACGACUCAGGGCCAGGGUGGUUCCCCUGGAACCUUGAGCCCCGUUCAUCGUGGCGCUCAUCUUCUAGGCGAAGAACUCUACACCCUUCUUGGUAAAUAUCUCACGGAACAUCUCCGCGAUGUCCUGGCCGCAUCCGAAUCACAUACAGACGAAGCACUCUUGGCCUUCUACAUUCGAGAAUGGAAGCGUUAUACCGACGCCGCAAAAUACAACAAUCAUCUCUUCAGAUACCUGAAUCGACACUGGGUGAAGCGAGAAAUUGACGAAGGCAAGAAGAACGUCUACGAUGUCUACACUCUGCACCUGGUCAAAUGGAAAGAUGACUUCUUCAAGGCGGUGGAGGGCAAGGUCAUGGAUGCGGUCCUGAGACUCGUGGAAAAGCAGCGCAAUGGCGAGACUAUUGAUCAGAUGCAGAUCAAGGCCAUUGUCGAUUCCUUCGUCUCGCUCGGCUUGGACGAGCUAGACAGCACCAAGUCCACCCUCGACGUCUACCGCAUGUACUUCGAACGUCCGUUCAUUGCCGCCACCAAAGAAUACUACGUCAACGAAUCUCGACGCUUUGUGGCAGAGAACAGCGUCGUCGAGUACAUGAAGAAGGCAGAAGCAAGACUGGAAGAAGAGAAGGAGCGUGUAGGCCUCUACUUGCAUCCCGACAUCAUGAAGAAACUCAUGGAAACGUGCAACGAAGCCCUCAUCACCGCUCACUCUGUCCUGCUGCGGGAUGAAUUCCAGGUGCUGCUCGACAAUGAGCGUACGGAGGACCUUGCUCGGAUGUACAAACUCUUGUCCAGAAUUAAGGAUGGGCUGGACCCCUUGAGGACCCGAUUUGAAAGCCAUGUCCGAAAAGCUGGCAUUGCAGCUGUUGAGAAAGUUGCAGCCCAAGGAGACAGCUUCGAACCGAAAGUUUAUGUCGAUGCGUUGCUCGAAAUCCACGGCAAAUACCAGCAACUUGUUAAUGUCGCGUUUACUGGAGAGUCCGAAUUUGUGCGGUCGCUCGACAAUGCUUGCCAGGAAUUUGUCAACCACAACCAAGUUUGCAAGACCAAUUCUACUCGAUCGCCCGAACUACUUGCCAAAUACGCCGAUCAACUUCUCAAGAAAGGUGCUAAGGCGGCCGACGAGUCUGAGCUUGAAGAACUUCUUGUUCAGAUUAUGGUUGUUUUCAAGUACAUCGAGGACAAGGAUGUGUUCCAGAAGUUCUACUCCCGAAUGUUGGCCAAGCGCCUUGUGCACACAAGCUCUGUAUCUGACGAUGCGGAAACAAGCAUGAUCAGCAAGCUGAAGGAGGCAUGUGGUUACGAGUACACCAACAAGCUACAGAGAAUGUUCCAAGAUGUUCAGAUUUCCAAGGAUCUCAAUACUGCCUACAAAGACUGGCAUGACAAGAUCCUCGAGGACAGUGACGAGAAGAGGACUGUCGACUCCACAUUCCAAAUUUUGGGAACUGGUUUCUGGCCUCUGAAUGCCCCCAACACCCCAUUUGCCCCUCCGACGGAAAUCAACAAGGCCAUCGAGUCUUUUACCAGAUUCUAUGAUCAGAAACACAACGGCCGCAAGCUAACAUGGUUGUGGCAGUUGUGCAAAGGCGAAAUCCGAGCCAACUACAUCAAGAGUCAGAAAGUGCCAUACACCUUCCAAGUUUCGACCUACCAGAUGGCCAUCCUGCUUCUGUUCAAUGACUCUGACAAGUUGGAUUAUGCAGAGAUCAAAGAACUUACCAAGUUGGCGGAUGAACCAAUUGAGUCCGCAAUUGGCAUCCUGUGCAAAGCUCGCGUUCUCAACUCGUCGCCGGAGGACGGCAAACCCGCACCUGGCACUAGUUACUCGCUGAACCACAACUUCAAGAACAAGAAGGUCAAGAUCAACUUGAAUAUUACCGUCAAGUCCGAACAGAAGGUAGAAUCUGAAGACACUCACAAGACCAUUGAGGAGGACCGGAAACUCUUGCUCCAGGCUGUGAUCGUGCGUAUCAUGAAAGGUCGCAAGAAGCUCAAGCAUGUCCAUCUGGUCGAGGAGGUCAUCAACCAAGUCCGUAACCGAUUCCCUCCCAAGAUCGUCGACAUCAAGAAAAACAUCGAUGCCCUCAUGGAGAAAGACUAUAUUGAACGUUUGGACAAUGACGAACUGGCUUACAUUGCUUAA
Fonsecaea multimorphosa CBS 102226 is the source of this 2331-nucleotide messenger RNA. RefSeq lists its product as uncharacterized. The transcript has 4 exons. Lineage: Eukaryota; Fungi; Ascomycota; Eurotiomycetes; Chaetothyriales; Herpotrichiellaceae. Gene Ontology annotation, biological process: SCF-dependent proteasomal ubiquitin-dependent protein catabolic process; protein ubiquitination. Bases 1 to 2331 code for a protein of 776 amino acids. Gene Ontology annotation, cellular component: SCF ubiquitin ligase complex. Gene Ontology annotation, molecular function: ubiquitin protein ligase binding. The record is from RefSeq and is a predicted model, not a curated record.